Molecule: messenger RNA, 2320 nt
Organism: Moneuplotes crassus
Lineage: Eukaryota; Ciliophora; Spirotrichea; Euplotida; Euplotidae
Source: the annotation of a GenBank genome assembly
CCGAUUUUAAAAUGUCAGCAAGCAAGCCAGAAGGCCCAGAUCGCCAGAAUAGGGCAGAGGGUCAUCCCAAUCCUGUUCAGACUAACACAGCUUAUACUGAAGACCAGAGAUACUUUAGAGAAGGCCAAGAUAGCCUCAAACCUGUUGUCCAGCAAAUUAACAAGCAUUGGUAUGAUGAAUACCCUGUUGGUGACAGAAGAAAACAGCUUGAAGAUAGUCUUAAAUCCAGAAAAGGGGUAUCCCAAAGUACUGAGCCUAGGGAAAACCAAAGUCUGUACCAGAAGAAAGAGUAUCCGAGCUCUAAUAAGGACCAAAAGUACAGCCAGCCACCUAUCUAUUCAGAUUAUGAGCCUAUAUUUAUCAGCAAGGAUGGUCUAAAGAGCCAUGAAGAAUUUAACCCUGCUCUCUAUAAAAAGACCAACACUAAUUCUUCACAAGAAAACCUUCAGAGAUCUGUAGAAAGAGAUUACCAUCGUAGUACAACUUAUGCACAACCUCAGAGGAUAGAAAGUAUCGAAAGGAAGGACUUUUAUAGCUUUGGAGACUCCAAGCAGCAAAGCAAGUCAUAUAACAGGAGCAAUGGCACGCACAAACGUGUCUUUGUAGAGUAUCCUGAGAGACAAGAGCACCAAGAGCACAAAGAUCAGCAAAAAGAUAUCAACAACUACAGAAGGAGUGCUUCUCAUGGCUUUGAGAGGAACUUCAGAGCAGCUCCACCAAGUUAUACACAUCCUGAUCCCCAAGAAGCUGAGUACUUGAGCGUAGAGCUCAAUUUUAACAAAAAGAGUGUGAACUAUAACAUGAAUGAAAUAGAGCUCCCUGCAUACUGCAAGGCACAUCCUGAUGGAAAACUGCUCUAUAUACUAACAGCAGGCCACCAAGAAAGCGAACUUGGAUGCGCCCACUGCGCUAUGAACUCUAACAAGUCUGAAGCAGGCUACGAGAUCAGGGAAGUCAAAGAGAAGCUGGCAGAAUACAUCACUAGUGCUGAUAAGCUCCUCAAAAGCGGAUCUACUACAAAUCUGAAUGAGUGUCAGAGCUCUUCUGAAGAAAUUACAACUAUCAAAGACAGAGAAAUAGCUAGAGUCAGAAAUUACUACGACCAAGUGAUGGAAGCCUUAACCCAAGAAAGAGAUAAACACAUUGCUGAGAUAGAACACUUAAGUCAGCAAAAUCUGCAUGCUUUGAAUGGCAAGAAUAAUUCGAAGAAGCCCAAAGUUGACUUCAAAUUGAAUAACUUUUGCAUCGAGCUUUCUAAGGUUGUUGAGGGAGUCGACGAUACAGGAAUUCAUAUCAAAGAGCUUCUGAAGAUCAACCAGGAUUACAAAGAUGUUGUGUCCCAAAAGCUCAAAAGUCAAAGAAAAAGAGCGAAAGUGGGCAAUCCAGAACUGAUAAAAUUCGAGUUCCAGCCUGCAAAACAAGAGGUGCUGAAAUCCUUUGCUGAGAGGAUCGGGACUGUACUAGUCUAUAAUUCCUCCACAAGUUGUUUUGGUGGUGCUCCUGAUACAAAUUACAAGCCAGGAGGGAUUCCAUACUCAAGAAAAGAAGAAAGAACUUCUCACUUUGGCAUCGAUAAUCAUGAAGGCUCAAAUAAAUAUGCCUAUAAUGGUGAACAGAGGUAUACUGAAUCUGAAAAUGGACCUUUCAAGUCUGUGUCUCCUACCAGAGACCAGAAUUAUAAACUUCAAAAUGAGAAAUAUUCAAAUUAUCCCUCUGGUAGUCAACAUUCUAGCAGCAUGAAUGGACAUUACAGUCAGAAGUACGCUGGCCAAUUUGAUAAGAAUAAGGAAGCCGAGAAUAUGCCAAAGGGCGACUACACACCAAUAAUGCCCUAUAACAGAGAAAAUAAAGAAUACCAGAGAGAUGCAGAGCAGCCCAACCACUAUAAAGGUGGAUCUCACUACGAUGACUACAAGAAAGGUAUUUAUGAUAAAGCUGCUUCACAGAAGCCAGUUUCAGGCUACCCUCCCAGUGCUGAUCCUAGGCUAGAUCCUUACCCUGACAGAGAUGUUGAUGACAUUAAGAAGGAGUAUGCCUUUAACGAGCCUAUCAGACAAGGUACAGGGCACCUAUACGAAAGCUAUAAGAAGCAGGCUAAAGCUGAAAUUAGUGUAAAAGAAGGAAAUAAAGCAUACCUCAAGGAAGACCAAAAGUCAACUCCUAAAAAGCAAGAAAAUCCAGAAGGAUCUUCCAAAAAAUCAAAGAAGAUAAAGCAAAAGACUAAGGCUGAGAAGGAGAAAGUGCUCAAGACCAUCAAGCUCAAGACUAAACAGGGCUAACAACUAAGCAAUAAGAGGUUUUCAAAGAAUUCUGUUCUUCA